Lasiosphaeria miniovina is the source of this 2771-nucleotide messenger RNA. RefSeq lists its product as uncharacterized. Lineage: Eukaryota; Fungi; Ascomycota; Sordariomycetes; Sordariales; Lasiosphaeriaceae. The coding region runs from base 938 to 1327 and encodes 129 amino acids. The transcript has a single exon. The record is from RefSeq and is a predicted model, not a curated record.
GCCGAACUCACAAGUGCCCUAGGAAGCUUCCAAUCGGCACCUUCCCCUCCCGCGCUUCCCAUCGCAUCGCUCACUUUCCUUUUCAGAUGACAAGAAAAAGCAAAGAAAAUGAAUCCGAAAAAAGACCAGAAGCGCGCGGGCCAAAAGCCACAACUUGGAGCUUUCGAUGGGUCUUCCUUUGGAGGCUUCAAAUCCGACCUAAUUGACUUCUUAGUGGUGCUUACUGCUUCAGUUGACCACACUGAUCGCAUAUGAUCAUGUGCAUACUUGGGAGGUAAGAUGUAUGUACAGUACAUACAUACGACAUACAACUGCCCAGUGAUGUGCGUGUAGUACAGUACGUACGUACAUACACAGCACCCAACCCAACAAAGACGUUAUCAGACUCGUCAACGUCGGCUUCUGAUCGCCGUAAUAUCGUGCUCACACUUGCUCGCCCGGGUGCCGGACCCGCCAAGAAGCGAUUCUGAUCGGCACUUUCCAUCAUGCAGCGGGUGCCUUUUGCUUCGUCUCAGAAGACCAGGCCGAGUUUCUAGUGAAGGGGUUUCCGCGUCCUUCGUCAGUCGCGUCCUGCGUCAAUUUAACUGUUUACCUGGAUUUCAGUCGCCCAGGAUUACCAUCAUCACCACCAAGUUGACGACGCGAGAGGCCAUAUCCCGGGUUACGCACGCUAUACUAUGGCACAUGUCUUCUCGCCUCUUCCCGCCCGGUACCGGAGAAGCCGGGCUCCUGAUGAACCAGGUCUGCUUCUGACCCAGUGUCGUCUUUUCUUUUGCAACCAGCUGCGUCUGGCGCCUCGUCACAAUACGGCAACGGCAAUCCAGUUUCUGCCAGGGUGAGCACUCCCCUAUCGUGACGACGUGCAACCCUUCAACGGCCAGGGUCCCGUCUUCACCCGCACAUUGGACAACGGUCGAGUUCUAGUACAGCGACGGCGAUGGCGGCAGCGCUAUUUCUUGGGGUGUUGUUGUUAGUCCGUGUGGAGCGAAGUCAAAGACCCCCCCCCCUCCCCCAAUUCCGUUCUGCCCACCCAGCCUUGCUCGUUGCGCGGAACAUUUUGCUCCCUCUUCUAGAUGUUCACAGACCCCUUUUUCCAUUCAUCCUCCAACAUGCCAUGCAAAGAUUCCAAUGCAUCAUCGCGCAGUGCGCACAGGCUGGCCACCUUCACCACACAUGGCGGACCAAGGAUAAUUCCCUGUCGCCACGCUUUUCCACCGUAAAUGCCCCCCGUGAUGGUGCUUCGAUUGGACCUUCGAUUGAGAUUCUACUUCUGUCCGGGCGCAAAUCGCUCCCCCAAUCGAGAGAUGAAGGUGAUCUCGAGAAUUGACAACCCACGCGUCCAGUACAUUAGCGCGUUGAUGCCACAACGGUGCGAGUUCUGGAUCUGCAGGGUGCCUGUCCCUACCGUGCCUCAUCGCCUGAAACCAAGGAUCGGCCGCGGCAUGAACCGGAUAUUGACUGAGCAGUGUGUUUCUGGAUAGGACCUCGAUGCAUGAUGUCGGACGCCAUCAAAUGUCUUCAGGUUCCUGAGCCCUUCCCUUCGUCUGGUGGCGUUCCCAAGCCACGCUGAACAGGAGCUACGUUCCCUCGCCAAUUUCUCUGUGACGCAGACAGACAGACAGAGGGCUUUCCUCGGGCAAAUCGAACAUGUGCCACCUCUCUACAGCUGCCGGGUUCCUGGCUGCUUUCCUUGACGCUGUCUUCACACCAUCUUGUGCUCUCCCGCCAGACUCACGCUAUUUCGCUCUACAGCACUAGCUCCACGUGUCGGUUUUCUUGCGACAAGCGGGACGAACUGCACAAUGCACUGCAGACUGGUGCCUUGUGUGCCCUCGCAGAAUCUAUUCCGAGCACUGACCUCGGGUUUGAGGACGGCCGUCCCACCAUGUGUAUGUAUGUAAUAUGUAUGUACAAUACAUAAUCUACAGUACGUGCCGCAUCUGAAUACGGAAGAGGGAGAUGUUUCGCUUGGCCAAAUACAGCCAUGAAAGCGGAGACCACGGCCAAUGACUGGCAGGGCCCUUAUCCCUCCCCCCUAUAUCAAAUGUAUUAAGGCAACCCAACUUUGCGCCCGCCACUUCCCAGGCUUUCAUUUGCUGGGCUCACCCGUGCCGUCCUCUCAAGCUUCCCCGGUUUAUGCUCCCUCGCCUCGCCUCUCCUCUCCCGCUUCCAAGAUGGGUGGGUGGGAAAUCAAGAGAGGCGCAUUCGCUCGGAGACACGACUCCGAGUCCUGAAACUUGGCCUGCUCCCUGAUUGCGCGUCUAAAGUCUUGUCGAAUUGGGCGCUCUUCGUCUUGAUGGCAUCGCGCCUGGCCUCUCAAGCUGGCAAGGUGUUGGAAUGAUGAUCCGGGUGAGCAACUGAUCUCGGAUGUGCCGUUGGGCCGGAAAAAGACGCUGUCCAAUCGCCGAUUGAGAGUCGAAGCCGACCUCUCCUUCGUCCUGCACGCAUUGAACUUUUCGCUGCCGGUCUUGUCUCAGGUUGCGGAUCCAUGGCCAUCUAGAAGCCUUCCCCAUGCGACCAGUAUGAUGAAUAAUUAGUCAAUGUCAACCUCACGUCUUCUUUUGGAAGCAGACUAGAUACGGGACUAUAGUCAGCUUGCAACAGGUACUUUGUCGACUCAUGGCGUUGAAGUAAUUGCCAAUGACUUACCACCCUAGCUUCUCACGCAGGCCAAACCUAGCCAGAGAAUUCUCUGCCACAAGCCUGCAUUCCGGGAUCGCCUCCAUCCCGCACCCGGAAUGGACUAUACCGCUAUACCCGCUGCUUUGAGU